Messenger RNA from Osmerus eperlanus (European smelt), 2600 nucleotides. RefSeq names its product solute carrier family 35 member A5 (gene slc35a5). Gene Ontology annotation, biological process: pyrimidine nucleotide-sugar transmembrane transport. The transcript has 10 exons. The record is from RefSeq and is a predicted model, not a curated record. Gene Ontology annotation, cellular component: Golgi membrane. The coding region runs from base 385 to 1764 and encodes 459 amino acids. Lineage: Eukaryota; Metazoa; Chordata; Actinopteri; Osmeriformes; Osmeridae. Gene Ontology annotation, molecular function: pyrimidine nucleotide-sugar transmembrane transporter activity.
AUAGUUAUUAGGCUACGUCAUUGCUUCACGUUUCACAACCAGGAAGUGACCAGGAAGCACGAAGCAGUGAGCAGGUUAAUGAGGAUGUGUUGCUCUAGCUGACUGGGGCUGAAAAUGUAAUACUUUUAUCUUUAAAUCAGGGCACCUUCCAUUGUUUUUUAAAUGUCCAGGGUGGACAACUCACUGCGUUUUGUUUGCAUUCGGGAGACCUAUUUAUGUGACGAGCGAAACAGCUGGUCAUGCAUUGUAUUCGUUCGGUGUUGUUUACAUUAUUCAUCUGCAGAAUUGUGACUGUGUGUGAGGCUUCCACCAGCCACCUAGCCUCAGGUCCAUCCCCAGCCCCUGCCUCAUCCACGAGCCCCAGCUCCCUCCUCUGCUCCAGCCAUGCCGUGCUGCCGUCCAAGCCCCUGGCUCUGCUCCCGCUCCUCAGCCUACACCCUGGCCCUGGGCCUGGGCUUCGUCACCCUGGGGACCAGCCGCAUCCUGCUGCUCAAGUUCUCCGUCAAUGCUGAAAACAAGUAUGACUUCCUCCCUGCAUCUGUCAACCUGCUGGCCGAGGGACUCAAACUCAUCUUCUGUCUGGUUAUGUCUCUCAGGGUGAUUAUAAACGAGGGUCGUUCGUGCAGAGAGCUGGGCUGUUCCUCUGGCCCCUCGUUGCUCAGCUUCAUGAAGUGGUCUGUUCCUGCCUUCCUCUACUUCCUGGAUAACUUAAUCAUCUUCUACGUCAUGACCUACCUGCAGCCUGCCAUGGCAGUUCUGUUCUCUAACUUUGUCAUCCUGACUACAGCCAUUCUCUUCAGGCUUGUGCUGAAGAGGCGCUUGUCUUGGGUACAGUGGGCCUCCCUUUUGAUUCUCUUCCUGUCCAUCGUCUCCCUGACGAUGGGUUCGGGGGGCAGCCAGCACGCCAUGGCGGUGCCGGGCCUCCACCCCAGCCCCCUGACCACACCGACAAACGGCUGCCUGCUCUACACCCAGCAACAAAGGAGCAACAGCAGCGAGUCCUCCUGGGUGUCGUCCCUGCCAGGGGAGGCAUGGCGAGGCAGGGUGUUGGCGAGGCUGCGCGCCCUGGGGAUGGGGCACGUCCUCCUGGUGCUCCAGUGCUUCAUCUCCUCCAUGGCCAACAUCUACAACGAGAAGAUCCUGAAGGAGGGAGACCAGCUCGGCGAGAGCAUAUUCAUACAGAACAGCAAACUGUAUGUGUUUGGCGUAGUGUUCAACGGGCUGACACUGACGCUGGGGAGAGAGGCCAGGGGUCUUACCGUGCACUGUGGCCUCCUCUACGGGCAUAACGUCUACUCCUUGGGCUUGGUGUUGGUCACUGCGGCCCUGGGUCUGUCGGUGGCCUUCAUCCUGAAGUUCCGAGACAACAUGUUCCACGUGCUGAGCGGCCAGAUCACCACCGUCCUGGUGACGGCCCUCUCGCUCUUCCUUUUCAACUUCCAACCGUCGCUGGACUUCUUCCUGCAGGCGCCCGUGGUGCUGCUCGCCAUCUUCGUGUACAACAGCAGCCACGCCGUCGACCCAGAGUACGCCCUGCAGAAGGAGAAGCUGCGCGUCGUCAACGGAGAGGUGUUCGAGAGGUCACGGGGGGUGAGGAGAGACAGAACCACGCACGCACGCACGCACACAAGCGGAUGGGGAGGAGCUGCAGAGGUUGACCAAGGCCAACACAGACAGCGAAUCAGAGGAGGAAUCUUUAUAGCACUUCCUUAUGGCAGCACUUCCGCUGUCGCUGCGAAUGGAAAUCCUGGUCUUGGACUGUGACAUCUCAAUCGAAAUUCUACUUGUGGUUGUGUGACAUCAGUGUGCUUGGUUGUAACAUCAAAAGCGACACAAAUAACCUUUUGUCACGAGAGCUUUUAUUGAACGUUUGUGCCUGUCUUUAUGAUUAUAAUGCUGGAUGAUAGUGGUGUCAAAUUUGACAUUGUAAUGACAUUUUAUUACUGCUCUGUACAGUUUAGGCUAAAUGAUAGCCCAUAUUUCUGAAAGGGUAUUAAUGUGGUGGGGGCUAAAAUGAUUCAUCUGGAAGAGUUCAUGUCGAGAGGAUGUUAGUCAAUUUUUUUUAUUAUUAUUUUUUAUCUGUGUUUUAUCAGUGUUUUGGGAACAUUAUAUUGGUGUGGAAGAAAGAUACUGCUAUUGAAAGAAGCCUUGUGUGUCUCCUGUGAUCACAAGAGUAGUGACUGGAUGGUGACCUUGACCUGAACUCUUAAAGGCUUAUCAGUGUUCAUGUACAGACAACUGAUUAUAUGGAAGCUGAGCAUCACAUCUCUGGGUUUAGUUUACACAUGAAAUGUCCAUCUGUUGUCUUCUACUAUUUGCAUUUGUAUUUAACCAUAAAGCUCCAGUAUACUUCUGCAGAGUAUUAACAGACAAUGGAAUUGUUAAUCAUUUAUACUAUAAAGAGUAUAUUAUUUAUAUAUACAUUGUGUAUAUAUAUAAUAUAGUUGUGAUCAAUGUACAGAAAGAUAAGUGUUAUCUUGAACUGAUGUUUUGCUAUUCUAACUGAAGUAACAGUAAGGAACAAUACCUUUACCGCUGAUUUUGCCAAUCUGAACGACUAUUAUCAGACAAUAAAUGCACUUUUCUGUGAAUGAAUAAUA